CGUUUAAUUCACUUUUUGCUUCUUUCAAAACGCAAGAAUUGCGAAUUAGCGACAAAACCUCCUCGUUAGUAGGCUUCGUUUUUAAUUUUUUUCACCCGCUUGCUUGAUUAAUAAAGCAAAAAGCGGUUAGCUAGGAUGCUAGCUAGCUCAGCUAAGCUCCGGUCGCUUGCUUAUUUCUCACAUAACUCGUGGUUUUAACCCAUACCGAGUUAGUUCUGACGAAGCAAUUGGACAAGAGGCAUUUCAUAUAUGUAUAUAUAGUAUAUACCCGCUCUGGGACUUAUGUGUAUGUGUCAUCGCUUUACAGGUCCAAUUUUUUACAUAACCGUUAGUUACACUGUUGGUCUUUAGCUUAAUGUUACACACUACCAAACUACAAUCAAAGACGGACGGACUUUCGUCCACAAUCAACAUCUGAGUAGUGCGGAGGAUCCAGCAGCUAAAGAGCAAGGACUACAGUUGCUGUUGCGAAAUCAACCCACCUGAAGACCUGCUUAAACGAUGGAGAUCCUUCAGGAAUCAGAAGAUGACACUGGGUUCGUUUGGUUUCCAGAGGAGGAAGGAGGCCAGGACAUACCUGCUGACAAUGAAAUGAGCCUGGCCAAACAGGCACCCUGGGCUUUAAAGUGCUUUCAGACUUGGCUAAAUACGAAAAAACUCAAGAUCGAUUUAAAAUCCGUCAGCAAAAAGGAGCUGGGAGUCGUCUUAAGGCAGUGGUACGGGUCCAUCCGUACCUCCAGAGGAGAGCAGUACAGUCUCGGCAGCUACCAAAGCCUUCGGUCAGGUUUGAACCGUUAUAUCAACGACCCUCCAAUUAGCCGUUCGUGGAAUUUAAUCCAGGACCCAGAGUUUGCGUCCGCCAAUAUUGUCUUUAAACGUGUUGCAGGAGAGCUCAAAAGCGCAGGCAAAGGCAGAGGGACAUCCUUUCACCCGAUUUCACCUGAGGACCAGCGCAUUUUAAAACAGUCUAAAGCUCUAAAUCCAGACAAUCCUUUGGGUUUACUAAACAAAGUUUGGUUUGAUAUUCAGUUGCAUUUUGGACAUAUUGGAAAAAGGGGUUUUCGGGAUCACCAUCCAGACUCGUUCACUCUAAAGUGCGAUGAACAUGGAGCAAAGUAUUUUACCACGACGUGCAACGAAGAAACCGCUCCACUGGACAGAGAACAUCACAGGGCUGUGAUGUGGGAAGAGCGAGGAAGUCCACUGUGUCCAGUCCUGUCUCUGGAGAAAUACCUGAAGAAAAUUCCACCAAAUGCAACACACCUGUAUUUGAAGCCAAGGAAGUUCAUAUACCAGACAGACACCUACUGGUACAGCAGCAUUCCCAUGAGAGGAAAAGACCUGCUGCAGAUGUUACCCAGCAUGUGCAGAGAGGCAGGGACGCACAUGUACACCUACCGCCACCUGACAGCCACGUCCAAGCAGGUCCCUCUGCAUGCAGGAUUUGAAAGCAGGGAGGUGAUGGCAGUGAACGGGGGCAGAAUGAAGCAGUUGCCCUCCAGGUCAACUUCCUCUGGCUCAAACGACAAAAAAAUGAUCAGACUCUCCAAGUCUGAAAUGCGGGCAAUGGUUGAGCAGGAGAUUCAAAGGACAAUAAAAGAAAAUGAAGCCAGGCUGCAGGUAUUAAUAGAUACCUUUGAACAGCUGGAAAGUGGAGAUGUCUAUGAACACUCGAUCCAGAAACUGGAGGCUCGAAUUAACAUUGUGGCUAAGAAAGCAGAAGCAGCGCUUGCCUGCAUAAUAACAGAAAAAAAGAAUCCACCCUCAUCCCUUGUCAACAUCAAGAAUGAAAUUGAAAGAACUGUACCACAGGACAAAAGUGCUGAUUCUGUGGAGAAGGAUGCAGACCUCUUUCAAAUGAUGGAAAACACAAGAAAGUCCCUGAAGAAGAUGCAAUCAGAAACAAAAGCUGUGAAAGCUGCCAUAGCGGGCUUAGGAAGAACAGAAGACUUACCUCCUCCAGUUCUUACUCCAUAUGGAUCCCCUAAUUUUAAGGGACAUGCUAGUUUCAUAAAGAAGGAGGUAGAAGCUACGCCGGAAAAUGCAAAUGCAGAGGAGCAGGAGCAGAUCCAAGAGCCAAAGGCAAAGAGGGUGAAAGUGGAAUGUCUCUCUACAGACCAGAGUAUCAUUCCAGCCAGGAACACUAUGGAGGUGCACUCAUAUCCUCCUCUCCCCUCCAUUCCCUUCCCCUCCGUGCUGAGCAUGGAAGCUGCCUCAUACAACAUCCCCCCAAGGCCAGAAGUCCAGGUAGCGCUCAUCAGGGACCCCCCUGGCCUGUCGGUGCUCUGGAACCUGGAGAAGGCAGACCCCUGUGCAGCCCCCAUGGACAGUUACAGAGUCUACAUGACAGCGGAAAAAGUGACAGGAACUGACAACUUCUCAGAUUGGAUGAUCGUUGGUGAAGUGAGAGCCAUUGAGUUACCGAUUGGUGUAAUGGUCAAUAAGUACAAGUCUGGGUGCAAGACAUGUGUCGCCGUGGUCGGCAAAGACAUAUUCAACCGCUUUGGGCCCUUUAGUAAAGUUGUAUCUGUAGUUAUACCUAAGUAGUCACCAAGAUGAAAACAAUACAACCAAAUGUGACCGUCUUAAAUUGACCUGUUCUGUGUUUAUUUUGCUUUUAGACAGGAUAGAAACACAUGCUCACGUGUUUAAGCAAAACUUGUUCCAAAUGGUUUUAAAAACAGCUGUUUUACACUAAAUUGUACUGAUGUACAAACAGGAUGGGUUUAAUGUAUUAGGGGUUGUUUUGUAUAUUAUAUCUUCACUUUCUGUCAUUUAUACUGAAUAAAUCCAAAACAUUUCACAAAG
Messenger RNA from Betta splendens (Siamese fighting fish), 2808 nucleotides. It is a transcript of the gene atf7ip2, whose product is annotated as activating transcription factor 7 interacting protein 2. NCBI's taxonomy places the organism in Eukaryota, Metazoa, Chordata, Actinopteri, Anabantiformes, Osphronemidae. Gene Ontology annotation, molecular function: protein binding; transcription coregulator activity. Gene Ontology annotation, biological process: regulation of DNA-templated transcription. Gene Ontology annotation, cellular component: nucleus; transcription regulator complex. The transcript has 12 exons. The coding region runs from base 502 to 2547 and encodes 681 amino acids. The record is from RefSeq and is a predicted model, not a curated record.